CCGCGAGAAUAGUCGGAAGUACUAUCGUUAAAUUUCCACGUUAUUUCGGAUUUCCCGUAAAUCAAUCAUGGACGUCGAGGGUAAAAUCGCGCUCCUUACCGGCGGGGCAAACGAAAUGGGGUUCUGCACCACCUGGAAUCUCUUUCGAAAUGGACCGAAGAUUUCUUGUACUUCGAACCAGAAUGGACAUCAACGGCACAAUCGCAGCGGUCUUUGGCGGUGCCAGCGGAAUCGGCUUGAAAACCAUUGUAGAGCUGCUGAACCGCAAUGCCAAGGGCGUCACCAUCUUCGAUUUGCCAUCGCCAGCGGUGGAAGACGCGGUUGCGAAGUUGCAAAGUCAAUUCGAUAAGAACCGUGUCAUUUUUAUUCCGUGCGACGUCACAGUACAGGACCAAGUGAACGAUGGCUUUAAGAAAAUGAUCGCAACAUUCGGAAGCGUAGACAUCGUGAUCAAUAGCGCGGGAGUCGCUGACGAUACUAAGAUCGAUCUGAUGAUCAAUAUUAACCUUGGCGGUGUAAUUCACACGUCGGUGGCUGCCAUGCAGAACAUGGGGAAACAUAAUGGGCACAAAGGAGGCGCGUUGUUAAACAUAGCGUCCGUGGCUGGUCUCGUACCUGUUCCGUUCAUCCCGACGUACACUGCAUCGAAAUAUGGCAUUGUUGGUUUCAACUCUGCUAUACAGAAAAACUUCGGAAAAACCGGCGUUCGCGUCUUGACGAUUUGUCCAGGCCUGACCAACACGUCUUUGGCAAUGAAGUUGAUGAGCAAACAGAAACUGGACUUCGUUGACUAUGAAAACGUGUUUACGCACGCUGACCAAGUCAUUUGGCAGGAAACGGAUAUAGUUGCAAAAACUAUAGUCGACUUAUUUGAAAGGGGAGAAAAUGGAGCCAUAUGCGUCGUCCAGAAUUCAGAACCACCGUAUCUCGUCGACCCCCCUAAAAUACACGAUUUGCCGAGACGUCCGUUUUAA
Nomia melanderi (Alkali bee) is the source of this 974-nucleotide messenger RNA. RefSeq names its product 15-hydroxyprostaglandin dehydrogenase [NAD(+)]-like. Gene Ontology annotation, cellular component: cytoplasm. Lineage: Eukaryota; Metazoa; Arthropoda; Insecta; Hymenoptera; Halictidae. The record is from RefSeq and is a predicted model, not a curated record. Gene Ontology annotation, molecular function: oxidoreductase activity, acting on the CH-OH group of donors, NAD or NADP as acceptor.